Cooperia oncophora is the source of this 240-nucleotide messenger RNA. The record is from the annotation of a GenBank genome assembly. NCBI's taxonomy places the organism in Eukaryota, Metazoa, Nematoda, Chromadorea, Rhabditida, Trichostrongylidae.
AUGACGCGAUUGACUUGCUGGAGGAUUCUUGGCACUCCCACUGAGGCUGAGUGGCCAGGUGUCAGUCAGUUACCGGACUACAAGCCAACAUUCCCCAAAUGGAAAGGCAGCUCUCUAGCCGAAAAGAUGGCAAACUAUAUGGAUCAUGACGCGAUUGACUUGCUAGAGGAAAUGCUGGUAUACGAUCCUGCUCGUCGUAUCUCAUCCAGAAAGGCACUUCACCAUCCCUACUUUCGAUGA